UUAGCACCGCACCAGGUUGUUUACAUCGGAAGCGAGACUGCGGUGGAAGAUACGCCGCCGGGAAAAUGUGUUUUGAAGCCGAGCAAACAUGUCUACUUGUCUUAUAGUGUAAUAUCUACGUUAUUUCAUCACGGGCUUUUGCAAAUCCACACGUAGCGUUGUAGUUUGAAUGCCCGGACACGUCACAUACUGGUCCCAGGAUGUUGGUCGGCUACAGCAGCAGCUCGGAGGAGGAAAGUGAGGCGGCGACUGAUCGAAACAAAAGUUUUUCUCGAAAGUGUCAAGAGGCAGAUGGUGGUCACAAUGACAACCCAGCGAGGAAGAAACCCAAAAUUGAGGAACAGGUUGCUAAAACAAGGCUGCCUCUCCCUGGUUUCCUGUCGGCCAUGUUUCCAGAUGAAGUGAGCUCACAGACUGAAGAAAGCUCUCUUCAUGGUGGACGCGUCCGCUCCUUCAAACACGAGAGAGGGAACUGGGCCACCUAUGUUUAUUUGCCGUAUCAUCCUGAGGAGGAGUUCAGGGAGCUGUUGGAGGAGCUCCUCUCCUUAGCCGGGGCCCACGGUGCUGUUUUGACCCCACAGGAGGAGUUCCACCUCAGCCUGUCUCAGACGGUGGUGCUCAGACACCACUGGAUCCAGCCCUUCAACCAGAGCCUCAGGGCAGGCCUGUUGCACUGCAAGGUUGCAAGGUUUUUGUGCUCGGCGGGGAGACUGAGGGUCUAUUCUAAUGCUGAGAGGACGAGGACGUUUCUGGGGAUGGAAGUGUGUACUGGGCAUGCUCAGUUGUUGGAGCUGGUCCAAGUAGUGGACAGAACAAUGAAGGAGUUUCGCCUGGAGACGUUCUAUAAGGAUCCAUCUUUCCACGUGAGUCUGGCCUGGUGUGUCGGAGACUUCACAGAACAGAUGGGGGAGUGCAUUCAGGAGAUGCAGAGUCUGAUUGAUGACCACGAAGAAGGGCAAUUUCUGCUGAGGUUGGACUGCGUGGAGCUGCGCUGCAGGACGGGAAACAAGACCUUCCACUUCCCUCUGGGGCCCGAAAAUUUGACACAUGUAAAACCAUGACCACACGACCUUUACAGCUGUGUGAAUGUCAAAUGGUUUACAGCACAAUAGAGCUGGAAACAAAGACAAUCAGGCCCAAUGGAAAUAAUAUUGGAAAAAUAUGAUGACUUGUAUUUUAAUACUGUAUAUAAAUAAAGUUGCAUCUGCUUUUUUACUCU
Anoplopoma fimbria (sablefish) is the source of this 1219-nucleotide messenger RNA. RefSeq names its product U6 snRNA biogenesis 1 (gene usb1). Gene Ontology annotation, biological process: U6 snRNA 3'-end processing. Gene Ontology annotation, cellular component: nucleus. Gene Ontology annotation, molecular function: 3'-5'-RNA exonuclease activity. Bases 201 to 1061 code for a protein of 286 amino acids. NCBI's taxonomy places the organism in Eukaryota, Metazoa, Chordata, Actinopteri, Perciformes, Anoplopomatidae. The transcript has 7 exons. The record is from RefSeq and is a predicted model, not a curated record.